GUGAUGAUAGCAUUUGAAGAGCUGGCUGUGUACUUUACCUGGGAGGAAUGGCAGAACAUGAACCAAGCUCAGAAAAUCCUGUACAGGGAUGUGAUGCUGGAGACCUACAGCAGCCUGUUCUCCGUGGGACACUGCGUGACCAAACCUGACUUGAUCUUCAAGUUGGAGCAAGGAGCAGAGCCCUGGAUAGGGGAAGAAUGCCUACAUCAGAGCCUUCCAGUUGCCAUGAAAAGGGAUGACCUGAUUAGGAACAACCAGAAAAGUCAGGACAAAAAUCUGAAUCAGGAUGUUAUGAAAAAUAAGAAGACAUCAACUCCCAACAUCAUUGAAUUAAGAAAAACACUUCAUUUGAGUUCAAACCAUAUUCCAAAACUGAGUAUCAAAAAGAGAAUCUAUUCAGGAAGGAAACCUGAAGAAUACUAUAUAUGUUACAAUGUGCAUCCCCACUGUGGGCCUGAUCAACUACAAACUGGAGAAAAAUUUGAUGCUACUAAGGUACCUGGGAACACUGUUCAGUUCUGUGAGGCUCUUAAUCAACAGCACAAAAUUCAGACUGUGCUACAGGCUUUUGAACCAACUAGACAAGGGAAAGUCUUCAAAAGGAAAAAUGUAUUUUGUAAAUCUGAGAGGCAUUUUAUGGUAGAAAGUAAUACAUCAACUGCCACUAUUGGCAAGACAACUCAAAUAGAACAAGAUUUCCAUAAAAAUUCUAACCUCAGUAUGCAUCAACAAAGUCCCAGAAGAGAGAAAGUUUAUGAAUAUACUAGUUCUUUGGAACCUGUCAUUGACCAAAUAAAUCAUAGACCACUUAUAGGGAAGAAACCAUGUGCAUGUAAGCCUUGUGGAAAAUCAUUCAGUGAUAAAUCCUGCCAUGCCAUCCAUUAUGGUACUUAUGCAGUGGAAAACCCUCAUGUGUUUAAUGAACAUGGAGAAGCCAUUUACUGGAAGUCACAUCUGAUUAAACAUCAGAGAAUUCACAAAGGGGAAAAGCCUUAUGAAUGCAAUGACUGUGGAAAAGCCUUUGGCUAUAAAACAAAUCUCAUAAAUCAUCAGAGAAUUCACACAGGGGAGAAACCUUAUGAAUGUACUUACUGUGAAAAAGCUUUUGGCCUUAAGUUACAACUCAUAAUUCAUCAACGAAUUCACACAGGAGAGAAACCUUAUGAAUGCAAUGACUGUGGAAAAGCAUUUCACCAGAAGUCAAACCUCAGAAGGCAUCGGAGAAUUCACACAGGGGAGAAAACUUAUGAAUGUAAUGAGUGUGGAAAAGCCUUUGGCAAGAAGGCAUACCUCAUAAAUCAUCAGAAAAGUCACACAGGAGAGAAACCUUAUGAAUGCAGUGAUUGUGGAAAAGCUUUUGGCUUUACAAUAAACCUCAUAAGUCAUCAGAGAAUUCACACAGGGGAGAAACCUUAUGAAUGCAAUGACUGUGGAAAAGCCUUUGGCCAGAAAUCAAACCUCAUAAGUCAUCAGAGAAUUCAUUCAGGGGAGAAACCUUAUGAAUGUAAUGAAUGUGGAAAAUCCUUUGGCUAUAAAACAAACCUCAGAAAGCAUCAGAGAAUUCACACAGGGGAGAAACCUUAUGAAUGCAAUGACUGUGGAAAAGCCUUUGGCCUUAAGUCAAACCUCAUUAAGCAUGAGAGAAUUCACACAGGGGAGAAACCUUAUGAGUGCAGUGAGUGUGGAAUAGCCUUUGGCCAGAAGUCACACCUCAGUAAGCAUGAGAGAAUUCACACAGGGGAGAAACCUUAUGAAUGCAGUGACUGUGGAAAAGCCUUUGGCCAGAAGUCAAACCUCAUAAGUCAUCAGAGAAUUCACACAGGGGAGAAACCUUAUGAAUGUAAUGACUGUGGAAAAGCCUUUGGCCUUAAGUCACACCUCAUUAAGCAUGAGAGAAUUCACACAGGGGAGAAACCUUAUGAAUGCAGUGACUGUGGAAAAGCAUUUCACCAGAAGUCAAACCUCGUAAGUCAUCAGAUAAUUCACACAGGGGAGAAACCUUAUGAAUGUAAUGGCUGUGGAAAAGCCUUUGGCCUUAAGUCAAACCUCAUUAAGCAUGAGAGAAUUCACACAGGGGAGAAAUUUUACUUAUGCAAUGACUGUGGGAAAACCUUUGUAAAGAAGGCACACCUCAUAAACCAUCAGAGAAUUCACACAGGGGAACAUGAAUGCAAUGUCUGUGGAAAAGCCUUUCUGAGGAAGUCAGUUCUCAUCCUGCAUCAGAGAAGUCACUUAGGGGAGAAACCUCAUGAAUGUAAUGACUGUGGAAAUGUCUUUGCCCAUAAGUCAAACCUCAAAAGGCAUUAGAGAAGUCACACAGGGGAUAAUCCUUCUGAAUGCAAUGAUUGAUAAAGCCUUUGGCCAAAAGUCAAGCCUUGUAAAUCAUUACAGAAGCCACACGGGAGAAACCUUAUGAAUGUAAUGACUGUGGAAAAGCCUUUAUGUGCAAUUCAGAACUCAAUAAACAGAGAAGUCCCAGGAGAGAAACCUUAUGAUGGCAAUGACUGUGCAGAAGCCUUUGGUAAUAUGUCAAACAUCAGAAAGCAUCAGAAAAUUCACAAGGGGAGAAAUGUCAUGAAUAAUGAUGGUAGAAAGCCUUUGGAUAUAAUUCACAACUAAUAAGACAUCACUGAAUUCACACAGGGAAUUUUCCACACAAUUGCCUUUUUGUGCAAGUUUCAUUUUAUCAAAUGACAAUUCAUCAAGGGAGAACAAUAAGAUUAUUAUAAGUGUAGAUAUGCCUUUGGUGCCAAUCAUACCUCAUCAAUCAUAACAAUUCACAUGGGAAAAAUCUUAUGAAUGUAAUGAUUCAUAAAGCCUCUUACCAUAAUUUAGCCCUCAUUGCACAUCAUCAAAUUCAUACAGGGCAAAAACCCUUUGAAAGUAAUCAUGUGGAAAAGCCUUUACUUAGAAGUCAUACCCCAUAAGACAUCAUAGAAUUCACAUGGGGAAGAAAUCUUAUGAAUGUAAUGAGUGUUGGAAAGCUUUGCCAAAAUCCCAGUUACAACAUUAUAGAAUUCAUAAAGUAGAGAUCUCAUGAAUGAAAUAAACAUGGGAAAGCUUUUUGUCAUAGGUCAUACCUCAUAAUCCAUCAUGGAAUUUGAACAGAAGAGAGACUGAGAAUAUAAUGAGGCGCCAAUGCUGUGGCUCCUUUGGUCAAUUCUCUGCUUGUGGUGCUGGCAUCCCAUAUGGGUGCCGGGUUCUAGUCCAAGUUGCUCCUAUUCCAGUCCAGCUCUCUCCUGUGGCCCAGGAGGGCAGUGGAGGAUGGCCCAAGUGUUUGGGCCCCUGCACCCGCAUGGGAGACCAGGAGGAAGCACCUGGCUCCUAGCAGCCAUUUGGGGGGGGGGGUUGUGAACCAAUGGAAGAAA
Molecule: messenger RNA, 3368 nt
Organism: Lepus europaeus (European hare)
Lineage: Eukaryota; Metazoa; Chordata; Mammalia; Lagomorpha; Leporidae
Product: zinc finger protein 260-like
Biological process (GO): regulation of DNA-templated transcription
Cellular component (GO): nucleus
Source: RefSeq, a predicted model, not a curated record